AUGAGCCACUACUCAUACGACGAGGAUGACCUGGAUGUCCACAUCCGCCGCCGCCACUCGCCGGAGCCUGUGCGAUAUGUCAGCACGGCGCCGCGACAAUACUACCCUCCGUCGUACCUUGUACCCGAUCAGGGCAUGCGCGUUGUUGCGCGCAGCCGCUCUCGUGAGCGAAACAGUCCACCGCAACCCGCUGGCCCAGUCAUUAUCCAGAACAAAAUCUACAAUGACAUGUCUUCUGACGAUGAGUAUGAGCCAUCUCGGCGACGCCGACCUCGCCGUCGCAGCUCAUACUCCCGCUCCCGCUCCCGCUCGCGAAGCCGAUACAUGACCAAAGAGGACUGGCAGCUUGAACUGGACCGCCGUGAGAUAGAGAGGCUUCGCAUCGAACAAGCGAAGGAGAAAGAACAUCGACGCGCCAGUAAGGAACGUCAGGACGACGAGGAGCUACGCCGAGCCAAGGAGGAGCUGGACGUCAUCAAGCGUCGAGAGGCGCAGGCUGAAGAAGAAAAACGUAUCAAGCGCGAGAUAGAACUCAAGCGCCUGCGCGACGAGGAGCGCGCUGCCGCAGAGAAGGGCAUUCGGGACAAGGAGGCCAAGGCUGCUGUUGAAAAGUAUAAAAAGGAAGAGGCAGAGCGAAGGGAAAGGGAAGAGAGGGAAAAAAAGGCCGCCGACAAGGAAUAUCAGAGGCGUCUGCAGGAACAGCUUCUCUCUUCCGGACUGGAUGAAGAGGCCAUCAAUGCCAUCCUCAAGAAGCAAAAAGUUCCAGAAGCCAGGAAUGAGCGUGCAACAUACACUCGCAUGCCGCGUAAGCAUUUGUCCAUUGAGACGCUGAGAACAUUCAAGGUCGAGUACGACCUUGAUUCUGCUGACCCGGCUGGGUUUGUCAUCAUCAAGCGAACGGUUCCCGAGUGGGAGCAGGAUCAUUUCUGGAAGCACACGAAGUAUAUUCGCGAGAAGCGUCUAAUUAUCGAAGAUAAGCGACACCACCAUCGCCACAAGAGCGACAUCGAGCUCGUUGUUCGCAAAAAGGAGCGCAAGAGGAGUAAGUCGCCUUCGCCGCUCAUGAUGUGGGUUGCAGGAGGUCGCCCAUGA
Molecule: messenger RNA, 1092 nt
Organism: Akanthomyces muscarius
Lineage: Eukaryota; Fungi; Ascomycota; Sordariomycetes; Hypocreales; Cordycipitaceae
Exons: 2
Coding region: 1-1092 (363 amino acids)
Source: RefSeq, a predicted model, not a curated record